ACGUAGACCAUCAGCGCCGCCACGUGCAGCAAACCAGACAUGGCGACAGAAGAAUGUGAAGAAGAUUACUUUGUUAGAGAAAUAGAGAAAAACAAUGGGUCUGUGUUAAGAAUGUAUCAGUGCAGCAAGGGUGAUGUGGGAUGCGUAGUAUGGGACGCUGCUAUCGUUUUAUCAAAAUAUCUAGAAACGCAACAAUUUUAUAAUGUUCAGUCUGAUGCUAGUACAUGGCACGCUAAAAACAUUAUUGAACUGGGCGCAGGAACAGGACUAGUGGGUCUCGUGGCUGCCACUCUGGGGGCUAAUGUUAUAGUGACAGAUCUGGAAGACUUGCAGCCUCUUCUGCAACUGAACAUUAGGAAAAAUCAGAAUCUCAUUCGUACAGGUUCAAUCACAGCCAAGGUACUGAAAUGGGGAGAAAAUGUGGAAGACCUCCUACCUCAACCUCAUUAUAUUCUGAUGGCUGACUGCAUCUACUAUGAGCAGUCUGUAGAGCCUCUAGUGCAGACUCUGAAAUGUCUUGCUGGGCCUGAGACAUGCAUCAUCUGUUGCUAUGAACAGCGCACUGUUGGUGUAAAUCCUGAGAUUGAAAAGAGAUUCUUCGAGUUACUUCUGCAAGACUUUCAGUCUGAGGAGAUCCCACCUGAGAAACAAGACCCAGAGUUUAGCAGUCCAGAUAUUCACCUCCUCCAUCUGAGACGAAGAAUUGUAUAAAAACCACAAGCUUCUUUUAACUUGAGUAAACUUGUAUGCAGAUUUGUAUAUGUUGUCUUCAUUGGACUGUUGUGUGGGACAGGUUUCAGUCAUUAUAACAAAAUAUUUUUGCUUUUCUUUUCCCCAGUUUUUUUCUCAACAUAUUGACCUUAUUUAAAUGCAGUCUACUUAACCUCAAGUGCUUGUUAUGCGUUUUGCAGAGAUUCAUUUUAGGAUUCAUUAGACAAAAAGUGUACUACUGUAAGUAAUUGUAUGUAUCAGGGUUCCCACGGGUUUUUAAAAUCCUUGAAAGUUUGUGAAUCUGGGGGAAAUAAUUCAAGGCCCAGGGAAGUUUUUGAAAAUAUACAUACAUAGAAGGUAAUUGCAAGAAGUUUUCUGGAAACAAAAUCCAUAUUAUUCCCUGUGUAGUGUAGGAUACUAUCAUCAAAUUUCUAGCCUUUUAAGCACCCAUGCUAAACUGUUUUCUUUAAAUGCUUACAUCUUCUGUAUGCGAAUGUUAAUUCGUACCAAAAUGCUUUUUUGCAUAGUUGUUCCCUGAAAAGGAAACGAGACACUGCAUCACCCCUUGCCAUACUUCCUGUGUCCCUGUUACGCCAUCUAUGGCAAUAUUUCAAAUAGCAAUAUACUUCCUGGCUCCCACGUCACCCUGUCUUUGUCAUUUAGCCUCACCGUUGGUAAAUUUGAUAUACAGAUUUAGACGCAUUUACCCCUGGAGGCGUCUCCAAAGUAUCACCACAGUGAUGCAGCGCUAGUUCCCUCGAAAGCGAACUGUAAAAAUGUAUCUUAACAGGUAACAUGAUGUAACCUUGCUCUCAUUUGAGAUGUGUCCCCACAUUUCCUUGAAUUUGAGGAUGUUGAACCUGGAAAGUCUUUGAAAGGUCCUUGAAUUUGAGGUUAGCUAAGGUGUGGGAACCCUUAUGUAUACACACACACACUUUACAGAUUUGGAUGGCAUAAAAUAGUCUCAAAUACAUUUUUAAACAGUUAUUCGCUUAAUUAAAUAAGAGUUUUAUUUUCUGUAGUCCAAUGUUUUUUUAGUCCAGUUAAUGAAUUUUACAUUAAGUGUGAUAUGGUAACAAACACUGUCUCAAGUUAACUUAAAGCAUUUUGUUAAAUCAAUUUAAUUAAAAACAUAAAUAUAUUUUGUUUUGUUUCGUUAUCAGUUUUACAUAAUGGAUCUCUUUGGUCCUUUGUGUAUAUUGGAGUAUGGAUCCACAAGUGGGGAGGAAUUCUUUAUACACUCUCAGAUGAAAAGGUACAAAAGUGUCGAUGGGGUGGUACCUUCUAAAAAAGGUUCUAAUAUGUACCAUUUUGGUACAGAUGUCUGCGGAACUAUCAAUGUACACCUUUUAUGUAGGCUACAAAAAUGUACUUUUUAAAAAGUUACCACCCCAGUGACAACUUUUGUUUGUUUUUAUUAACUCAUGUUGGCCAAAGUGCUUUCCAAUAAAACAACAUGUAACCAAAACAAAAACAUAAAAACAACAUGACAUAAACAAACGAGAUCAUCAUGACUGUCUCAAAGCAAAUGCUUGGGCAAAUAAGUGCCCUCUGGAAUCUGUUUUAAAAUAACCUAAUGAUGUACAGUACAACAUCUGAUUUACAGUGGCAGGUCAUUCCAGAGGAAAGGUGCCACAAAAAAAGGAACGAAAAGGCACCAUCUCCUUUGGACUUUAAGCAGGAUUUAGGGACCUUUCUUUUUUUUUAGAUGAACUCAUUGGCUGUGUCGUUUUUUUUGUACCUUCUGUACCUUUCUUUCUGAGAGUGUAUGACGGCUAGAUUACAUCAUCUCCAACGUUGUUCCUGAAGGGCACAUGUCCUGCAUAUGUUAGUUCCAACCGUACUCCAACACCCUACACCUCUUAUUUUUUCGGUAGCCCUGAACAACUUGAUGAGCAGGUUUAGGUGUGUCUGGAGUUGGAACUGAACUUUGCAGGACAAGUGCCCUCCAGGAACAGGGUUGUAGAUCUAUGGAUUAGAUAUUUCAUGAACAAACUUAAUGUCUUGUGAAUCAGCAGUUUUUUUAUGAAUUGUUUUUUUAUAUAUUAAUUUAAAAUAGUAUACAAAAUAUCAACAAUUGCUUUAAGGUUAUGACU
This is a messenger RNA of Paramisgurnus dabryanus, 2807 nucleotides long. It is a transcript of the gene vcpkmt, whose product is annotated as valosin containing protein lysine (K) methyltransferase. The record is from RefSeq and is a predicted model, not a curated record. Gene Ontology annotation, biological process: peptidyl-lysine trimethylation. Lineage: Eukaryota; Metazoa; Chordata; Actinopteri; Cypriniformes; Cobitidae. Gene Ontology annotation, cellular component: cytosol; protein-containing complex.